This is a messenger RNA of Sorghum bicolor (sorghum), 2094 nucleotides long. Its product is annotated as type IV inositol polyphosphate 5-phosphatase 3. Gene Ontology annotation, molecular function: phosphatidylinositol-4,5-bisphosphate 5-phosphatase activity; inositol-polyphosphate 5-phosphatase activity; phosphatidylinositol-3,4,5-trisphosphate 5-phosphatase activity. Gene Ontology annotation, biological process: phosphatidylinositol dephosphorylation. The record is from RefSeq and is a predicted model, not a curated record. The coding region runs from base 46 to 1839 and encodes 597 amino acids. Lineage: Eukaryota; Viridiplantae; Streptophyta; Magnoliopsida; Poales; Poaceae. The transcript has 10 exons.
ACUAGCAAGAGGUCCAAGCGGCCAUCACGUUUCGUUCUCUCAGACAUGCUCGUGUGGCGUCUGAGUAGGGGAGCUGCUGCAGUCGCGCGUAUGGCGUCCUCUUCCUCCCCCCUCUCCUCCCUGCCGCGGCUAUUUAUCCCGCCUCACCGAGCGCACCACGAGGCAGCCAUGGCCGCUUCGGCCGGCGCCUCCCAGGCGCUGCGGAACGGCGGCGGGAUGCAGAUGCAGGAUUUUGUGAUGCAGAGGUGGGCUGAGAUGGUGUUGUGUUGCGGCGCGGAUUGGGGCUGCGUGCCGCAGCUGUGGAACAGGGUGGUGAUGCGCAAGUGGCUCAACAUCGGCGCGGGGUCUGGGGACACCGACUUCAGUGCCGACGAGCACGACACCUCGGAGGGCGAGACCGACCGCGAAGACAUGUCUGGUUGGAAACAUGCGCUAUGUAACGAAGAGAGGAUAUUAGGUGGAUUGGGUGCAAGCACGACUGGUGAUGAAAUGAAUGAUGUACCUUACAGGCUUAGAAGGCACAGAUCAGAGAUCGUUCGUUCUCAGUAUGUUGAUGUUAGAGAACUCAGGAUUUGCGUAGGGACAUGGAAUGUUGGAGGCAGAUUUCCACCCAGUGACUUAGACAUUGAAGAAUGGUUGGCUAUGGAGGAGCCAGCUGACAUUUAUGUUAUUGGAUUUCAAGAGAUCGUUCCACUCAAUGCUGGGAACAUAUUUGGUGCUGAAGACAGUCGUCCAGUUGCAGUAUGGGAGCACAUCAUCCGUGAAACUUUGAAUACAAAAUGUUCAGAUAAAUCAGGGUUUAAGUGCCACAGUGAUCCUCCUUCACUAUCCAGGUUUAAUCCAUCAGAUGUUGCUCUUUCCAUGGAACAUGAAUUGCUUAGUGAGUCUGACAAGGAUAGCGAUGGGGAACUUCAUCCAUUGAUUGACCAAGACCAUAAUUGUGGACUUCAAGAUAAAACAUAUGAGAAUCUUGAAGCUUUUCCAGAAGACGAUUUAGCCUGUGAUGUCAUCAUUGAUAAGAUAGCGAAAAGGAAAAGGCCAGAGUUUGUACGCAUAAUAAGCAAGCAAAUGGUGGGAAUAUUUCUUUCGAUUUGGGUUCGGAGAAGCCUGCGGAAGCACAUUCAGAAUUUGAGAGUAUCAACCGUUGGUGUAGGUGCGAUGGGUUAUAUUGGUAACAAGGGAUCAGUAUCAGUCAGCAUGUCUAUACAUCAGACUCCUUUCUGCUUUGUCUGUUGCCACCUGGCUGCUGGUGAAAAAGAUGGAUAUGACCUAAAAAGGAAUUCAAAUGUCGAAGAAAUACUUCGAAGAACAGUGUUUAACCCAGUCAAUGCUGUAGGCAUGCCUAUGAGAAUACACGACCAUGAAAGGAUCAUAUGGUUAGGAGACCUCAACUAUCGGAUCAACUUAUCCUAUGAAAGGACACACGAACUAAUCUCCAAACAAGACUGGGAUAGAUUGUUUGAGAGGGAUCAGCUGAAAAGAGAAUUGAGGAAAGGAUGCACAUUUGACGGUUGGUUUGAAGGAGUUAUCAGCUUUCCCCCAACAUAUAAAUACGAGUUUGACUCAGAAUACUAUGUAAGUGAUGAGAGUAAAUCUGGGAGAAGAACUCCUGCAUGGUGUGACCGCAUUCUCUCAUACGGGAAGGGAAUCAGGUUACUUUCGUACAAGAGGGGGGAGCUUACACUUUCUGAUCACCGCCCUGUGGCUGCAGUCUACAUUGCAGAGGUUGAAGUUUCCCGCCGUAGAAAGCUGCAGAGGGCUCUAACAUUCACUGGUGCAGAGGUUGAGGACCAUCUAUCAUCAAAGAAGGAUGGGCUUGCUGAACAAAGAGGUUGUUGAACCACGAGACAUGCAAUUUCUAGCACAAGUUCCAAGUGAGCGCAAUUGCCAAUGACAGUAUUUAGAACUCGUCAGAAAAUGUUCAGUUGCAUUAGAUAAUCUACCAUAAGCAGCCUAUUUAUCAUGAAUUAUUUUUGCUGCACGCUUGUUUGAUCAAGAGCAUCUCAAGCAUCGUGCUUUGGUGAAAGCAUCACAAGCAUUAUGCUCCAUGACACUAGUACAUAAAAUUUAAUGGAGGCAGUCGUUUUCGAUUAA